This is a messenger RNA of Glarea lozoyensis ATCC 20868, 1839 nucleotides long. Its product is annotated as Actin-like ATPase. Gene Ontology annotation, molecular function: kinase activity; phosphotransferase activity, alcohol group as acceptor. The record is from RefSeq and is a predicted model, not a curated record. The transcript has 4 exons. Gene Ontology annotation, biological process: carbohydrate metabolic process. The coding region runs from base 1 to 1839 and encodes 612 amino acids. Lineage: Eukaryota; Fungi; Ascomycota; Leotiomycetes; Helotiales; Helotiaceae.
AUGGCACAGAUUCCGUUCCGUCAGAACUUCAGAAAGCCUUCGAGACAGGCAAGCAUAGAUCCUCAUAAUGAUCUCAAUCCCCAUAUCGAUCAUUACAUUGGUAUUGAUGUUGGUACCGGUAGUGCCAGAGCCUGUAUCAUAGACUCGUCUGGGGACAUCAAAGCCUUGGCCACAGAAAACAUUGGCUUAUGGCAACCCGAGACCGGAUACUAUGAGCAGUCAACAACAGAUAUUUGGAGAUGUAUCUGUAACUGCGUGCAACGAGCAUUGAGCCAACAUAAUAUCGACCCUACUACAGUUAGAGGCAUAGGCUUCGAUGCUACCUGCUCCCUUGCAGUUUUCGCCCAUGACACCGAUGAGCCUAUGCCCGUUACGGGGCCCAACUUCGCCAAUGAUGGAAACGACCGCAAUGUCAUUUUAUGGCUUGAUCACAGACCAGUUGAGGAAACAGAGAAGAUCAACGCUACCGACCACAACCUGCUGAGAUAUGUUGGAGGUAAAAUGAGCAUUGAGAUGGAGAUUCCAAAGGUUCUGUGGUUGAAGAACAAUAUGCCACCUGAGAUGUUUGACCGAUGCAAGUUCUACGAUCUUGCAGACGCGUUGACUCAUUUGGCUACUGGAAAUGAAAAUAGAAGUUUCUGUAGCACAGUCUGCAAGCAGGGCUACGUACCCGUAGGUGUAGAUGGAAGUGUCAAGGGUUGGCAAGAGGAUUUCUACGAGACUAUUGGCCUCGGAGAUCUUACCAAGGAUAACUUCAUCAGAAUGGGUGGAGUAGACGGGGUGAAUGGAAAAUAUAUGAGCGCUGGUGAGCUCGUCGGUACAUUGAGCGAGAAAGCAGGUUCCCAGCUUGGUCUACCAGCUGGUAUUGCAGUAGGAAGUGGUGUCAUUGACGCCUACGCUGGAUGGGUAGGAACAGUAGGAGCGAAGGUAAAUCUCGCUGCUGGCCAACUCGAACACGGGGUGCCAAAGAACGACAUGUCUCAAGCAUUUUCUCGUCUCGCAGCCGUCGCAGGAACAUCGACCUGUCACCUCGCUAUGUCAAAGGAGCCCGUCUUCGUAGACGGAGUCUGGGGUCCAUACCGAGAUGUGUUACUUCCAGAUUUCUGGAUGGCAGAAGGUGGUCAGUCCGCUACGGGAGAGCUUCUGAAACACGUCUUGGAAACACACCCAGCAUACAACGAGACCAUGUCCAUGGCGGAAUCCUUCAACACCUCAAUCUACGACUACCUAAACUCUCAUCUUGAAGAAUUGAAAGAGAAAACCGGAGCCCCCACAGUCUCUUAUCUAGGACGACACUUCUUCUUCUACGGGGAUCUCUGGGGUAACAGAUCCCCAAUCGCAAACCCCAACAUGACAGGAUCCGUAAUCGGUCUCUCCUCCGACAAAUCCAUCGACGGUCUUGCCAUCUAUUACUACGCAACCAUGGAAUUCAUCGCCAUGCAAACACGUCAGAUCAUCGAAACAAUGAACACAGCCGGCCACAGCAUCACCAGCAUCUUCAUGUCUGGGUCGCAGUGCCAGAACAAAAUCCUCAUGGAGCUCAUGGCCACGACCUGUUCCACACCCGUCAUCAUCCCACGAUACGUGCACGCGGCUGUGGUCCACGGCGCGGCGAUGCUCGGUGCGAAGGCAGCGAGUGCGGAUAAGGAUGGCAAAACGGAGGAUUUGUGGAGUAUUAUGGAUAGGAUGUCGAAGCCGGGACGCGUUACGAGACCGGGGACGAACAAAAAUGAGCAGAAGUUGUUGGAUGUUAAGUACGAGGUUUUCUUGGAGCAGUGUAAGACUCAGCAGACGUACAGGAGCCAGGUUGAUGAGGCUAUUGGUGGGUGGAGUGCUUAG